Molecule: messenger RNA, 3899 nt
Organism: Melanotaenia boesemani (Boeseman's rainbowfish)
Lineage: Eukaryota; Metazoa; Chordata; Actinopteri; Atheriniformes; Melanotaeniidae
Gene: suox
Product: sulfite oxidase
Exons: 5
Coding region: 172-1896 (574 amino acids)
Cellular component (GO): mitochondrion
Molecular function (GO): molybdenum ion binding; oxidoreductase activity; heme binding
Source: RefSeq, a predicted model, not a curated record
CUCAUCCUCUUGCACAGAAGCUUUUGAAACAUGUCAGGACGGAUCUGAGAUCAGCAGCAGUUGUCUUGAAUGUGCCUCGCGCAGUUUAUGUAACCAAAGCAGAUCGUCUGUCGUGGGGAGAACAUCUGAGUACAAACACCUCAGACCGAUACAGGAGCGAACAUCAAUGCAAUGCUGCUUCUCAGAAGUUGUAACAGCCUGACUCGAUUUGGCCCUCUCAGCACCCAAAGGCUUCAGGUGGCACCUGCUUUGGCAUCGUGUGCAGUUCGCCUCCACAGCAGCUUCAGUCAGGACCAGAAAUCCUACCAGCAUGCCACCAACAGUCCCAGCUGGAAACAUGCCCUGGCAGGGGUGUUGGCUGGUACGGGGGCUGUUCUCGGUUAUGCCCUACACCACCAAAAGGCUGAACGGACAGACGUUAGCGUGCCAACCUUAGAGAAGAGUUCCCCUCUUCCAGUUAUCAGCCAAGAUGAAGUGACAAAGCACCGCUCUCUGGAAGAUGGCGUGUGGGUCACUUACAAAGGCGGUGUCUAUGACAUUACUGAGUUUGUGGCGAUGCACCCUGGUGGGGAUAAAAUCUUGUUGGCAGCAGGUGGUGCCCUGGAACCUUUUUGGGCACUGUAUGCUGUACACAACCAGGAUCAUGUGCUGGAAAUCCUCUCAGAAUAUAAGGUUGGUGUGCUGAGUGGAGAAGACUUGAAGAAGCAGCAGGCCGUUAAAUCGUCUGACCCCUAUUCGUCCGACCCCGAGCGUCACCCUGUGCUGCGCAUCAAUAGUCUCAAGCCCUUCAAUGCUGAGCCGCCUCCUGAAAUCCUCUCAGACAGCUACAUCACUCCCUCUGCUUUCUUCUUUAAAAGGAACCACCUACCAGUACCUCAGGUAGACCCGGCCUCAUACCAGCUACAUGUGGAGGGACUACCAGGAGGAGUGCUGACACUGUCUUUAAAAGACUUGAAGACACGAUUCCCCAAACACACGAUCACAGCUACGCUGCAGUGUGCAGGCAACCGUAGAAGUGAGAUGAAUGAGGUAAAGCAGGUGAAAGGACUAAACUGGGGUAUAGCUGCCAUCAGUAAUGCUAAAUGGAGUGGUGCUAGACUCAGGGAUGUGCUGCUGGCUGCUGGCUAUGGGCCAGAUGUGGCACAGUGGGCUCACCAUGUUCAGUUUGAGGGACUGGAUAAAGACGUGACAGGGACUACCUAUGGUGCAUCAAUCCCUCUGAAUAAGGCUAUCAGUGAGGAUGGUGAUGUGCUUCUUGCCUAUGAAAUGAAUGGUGAGGAUAUUCCCCCUGACCAUGGCUUCCCAGUGCGUGUUGUUGUACCAGGUGUUGUGGGCGCACGCAACGUGAAGUGGCUGGGUAAGAUCAUAGUCAGUGCAGAGGAGAGCAGCAGCCACUGGCAGCAGAAUGAUUACAAAGGUUUCUCUCCUGGGACAGACUGGGAUUCAGUGGAUUUCAAAUCUGCUCCAGCCAUCCAGGAGCUCCCCAUUCAGUCUGCCAUCACCACACCAGCAGAUGGCGCUGUUAUCGAUGGCAGUGACAGAACAUUGACUGUGAAGGGUUACGCAUGGAGCGGUGGGGGUAGAGAAGUGGUACGUGUGGAUGUUUCUCUGGAUGGAGGAAAGACAUGGCAAGUGGCUCAGCUGGGAAGCGGUGACAAGGGACAAGCUCCUGAGCCUUCGCCUCCACCGGGUCGUGCCUGGGCCUGGAAGUUAUGGGAGGUAACUGCUCCUCUUCCUCCUGAGGCUCAAGAGCUGGAGAUCAUUUGCAAGGCAGUUGACAACAGUUACAACAUGCAGCCAGACACGAUUCCUCCCAUCUGGAACUUGAGGGGUGUGUUAAGUAACGCCUGGCACAGGGUAAAGGUGAAGGUCAGAGAAGAUGAGGGGAGGGAAUAGACCGUCAUACUUAAAAUUAUUUAUGCUUUAAACUGUGUCAUCGUGGAGUGAACUUAUUUUGAUCCAUGUCUCAACAGAAAAAGGAGGCCGUUCAGUUGAAGAAUUGCUCAAUAACCUGAAGUGUUUUUUUUUUUUUUUAAACAGCCUUGACAAAUUUUGCAGUUCUGUUGUUCCUGAGAUUUUAAAUAUUUACAGAAGCACAAACUUAGGCUGUAAAUGACUAAGCCAAACAUGUUCGAUUGUAACUCUUAGUCACCUCGACUUAGUCAAAGUGAAGAAGUGGUGAAUUUCAUUCUCUAUCUUUGUGAAGCAAAAAAAAAAAAUGUUUAUUUUUGUAACUGUUCUUGAUGAACACAUGCUAUGUUUAUAGGGUAAUGUUAAUUUAAUGAUUAACAUGCACAAUCACUUUCAAGACUAAUUUUAUGUAGUGACUUUGAACAUUUGCUUUUCGCCACCUAGUUUCAACAGUUACCUCUACAAGUGCCAAGUAGUAAACUAAGUUUUUAUUGGAGACGUUUGAGUAACUCUAAGAAAAAAAGGUGUCAACUCUCAACUGUCAGUGGUUGAUAUCAUUCAUUCUUGGUUUGAGUCAGCACAUCAGAGAUGAACUAUUACCCUCUGUUGGCGUCCUGUUCUCAAGUGUUAGUUGUUAUGAGGCAAUAUAAAAUAUAAAACUACACAGUGAUAAUCAGCUGUGUGUAUGGUACGGAAAUCUGGGAACUGCUUGACUACAGUUUUUUUUUUUUUUUUUACUAAUGUGUGCCAUGCAUCUACCUGGGAUAUGAAAAAGGGUGAUUUUUUUUUUACAAUGAGAGUGGUAGUGAAUAUUGCACAGGUCAAGUAAUCGACAGCUAAAAUGUUCAUCUGAAUAUUUGCUUUUUUAAAUGAAGUUUGAACUUCACAACUUUUCAGUGAGAGAACCUGUUUUCAGAUAAAAUUAAAGCAUUCAGUCAGAAUGCUGUUAAGUCUCAGUUAUAUCUACAGUCAGCUGCUGAACAGCCUUAAUGUCAGGUAGCUCUUUGGAUUGCACAUGGAUUAAACUACUUAUUUAACUGUUAUAAAAUGUUCUUUGCAAUCAAUGGUGAAUGGAAAUUUAUAAUACUACACUUUUUUAUUAUUUAAUUUUCUGCUUGGUGAGUAAGCUGAUGGAAGUCAGAUUAACUUGUUUCAUCAUCAGAUCUGCACAAAUAUUAAAAAAUAUAUUUUAUGGAGGUUUUAUUUUCUUUUGAAACAGACAUAUGCAGACACUGUAUUGUUUUCCAAAGAGAAAAAGAUAGCAUUUAUUAAAAUGUGAGCAGCUGCAUAUUAAAUAAACAAAAUGAACUGGAAUUUAACAAAAGACUUCUGCACAAGACUUUUUUUCUUUGUGUGACUGAGUAACUUUUCUAAAGAGGGUUAGGGUCAGUUAAAAGUUUAAACUAUAAAGAAAUAUUCAAUCCUGUUUAUUCCACUAUUUACAACUUCUACUAGUGUUUUGAAUGUUUCGCCUUGGUUUUAGCAGGCAUACUAAGAUGACUGUUUUUCACAUCUGGAUAUGUGGAAAGCAGGAUAUUAAAUGACCCUCUUGAAGAAUGUUUGAUGAGGAGGAGAUAAGAGGCUUCUUUUAACGGAUGAACUGUCAUGCAAGGAUAAAACCUAUUAGUUACUUCUAUUUUCUCCUCUACCAUAUUCAUGUAAACUGCACAUUUCUCAAUAAAUGAACUGGGAGACGAGUUGGCCUUGUUUUUAUGCUGUGACGGAUGUUCUCCACAUUGGUUUCUGUGACUAGAAAAGACUUGAGAAAUUGAAUGAAACUAGAUAUAUUUGAUUCGAUUCUAGGAUGCAUCUGUUUUCUGUUCCUGAGUCAUAAAUAACAGAUCAGAAUGGUUCAGCAGACCACAUAGGCUUCCUGAACUGGUGUACUUGUUAGUUUUUAACACAAAACCACACAUAUUUGUAUAGAGUGCUGUCAUGUCUUACUCAUUAAGAAAAAGGAAAAAUGACCAAAUGAGCAAUAACAUGAA